GGAUCCCCAAGCAAGCUCAAGGUACCUCUUACAGGAGCUCAAGCUCGAAAAAAGCCACCUUCGACCGCCCCGACGCCCGCCCAUCGCCAACGAAAAUCAUCGGAUCCGUCGAAACAACAGCAAAGAGUCCGCCGCGAUGAGUCUCUACUAUGGAUUGGGCGGCAUUGGGUCCUUUGUGACCGUCGUCGGAUUGUACAUGCUCUUCACCGGUAGCGGCGAGUCCUUCGAUGUCGGCGCGUUCCUCGAGUCCGUUUCGCCUUAUGCCUGGGCCAGUCUGGGUAUCUGUCUCUGCAUCGGCCUGUCUGUCGUCGGCGCCGCAUGGGGCAUUUUCAUUACAGGAUCAUCGAUUCUCGGCGGAGGUGUCAAGGCGCCGCGCAUCCGAACCAAGAACUUGAUCUCCAUCAUCUUUUGCGAAGUCGUCGCCAUCUACGGCGUCAUCAUGGCCAUCGUCUUCUCCGCCAAGGUCGAGGCUGUCUCGGGCGCCGAGCUUUACUCUGCCAACUCAUACUACACCGGAUAUGCCCUGUUCUGGUCCGGCCUGACAGUCGGCAUGUGCAACCUCGUGUGCGGUGUUGCCGUUGGUAUCAACGGUAGCGGUGCUGCUCUUGCUGAUGCUGCCGACCCCUCGCUCUUCGUCAAGAUCCUAGUCAUCGAGAUUUUCUCCUCAGUGCUCGGCCUGUUUGGUCUCAUCAUCGGUCUCCUGGUUUCCGGAAAGGCGUACCCCUUCGGCAAGGCCAACUAAACAAUUACACAACCUCUCCCCUACCUAACUAGACAUGGACAAAGUCCGGCGGCGCUCGCAGCCGGCAAUCGAUUUUUCGUGUUCCAGCAAGAGAUGGAGCGCAUGCAUGCAUUGCGCCAAUAAUAUUUGGUCUGGCGUUUGGAAGAUUGGCUCGGGUGGACGUAUUUUGGCUGUACCAGUAUCUGUACCCUUGGAGGCGGAAGUGUACAUCACGAGGUGGGAUUUCUCAAGUUAUACAAAAUUAGGGCCUUGUUCAGGCAAUUAUGCCUUAGAUGCUUUGAUCUGAUCAAUUACAAGUUCUCAUGACAUUGGAU
Molecule: messenger RNA, 1056 nt
Organism: Fusarium vanettenii 77-13-4
Lineage: Eukaryota; Fungi; Ascomycota; Sordariomycetes; Hypocreales; Nectriaceae
Exons: 4
Coding region: 137-742 (201 amino acids)
Biological process (GO): proton transmembrane transport
Cellular component (GO): proton-transporting V-type ATPase, V0 domain
Molecular function (GO): proton-transporting ATPase activity, rotational mechanism
Source: RefSeq, a predicted model, not a curated record